This is a messenger RNA of Hyposmocoma kahamanoa, 727 nucleotides long. RefSeq names its product fatty acid-binding protein-like. Lineage: Eukaryota; Metazoa; Arthropoda; Insecta; Lepidoptera; Cosmopterigidae. Bases 29 to 388 code for a protein of 119 amino acids. The transcript has 3 exons. The record is from RefSeq and is a predicted model, not a curated record. Gene Ontology annotation, cellular component: cytosol.
UCUGCAACGGUACUGGACACACGGCAUUAUGGGUGCAUCCCAAAGCGACACAUUGAACCUGGGCAAAGCGGACCUCGUGGCGCGAAUUAAGACGCGCUUGGAAUCUGUGGACCCGGCCAAGGCAAAGGAGCUCGGAGGAGUCUACCUAUUUAACAUUAUAAAAGGCACGACCGUCUAUUCCUGGACCCUGGACCUGAACAACGUAAUAGUCUACGAAGGUGCACCAGAAGACGACCCAGACACAACCUUCACCCUGACAGAACAUUACUUCAAGCAGAUGGUUCAGGGUCGAGAGGACCCGAGGGUUAUCAUACAAGCCGGAAGGUGUUCUGUUACGGGGGAUAUCAUGCGGGCUAUGAAACUGGAGCCUUACAUUAAACUACAAUAAGAAUGCAUAUCCAAUAACCGUUCGGUUUUACACUUUAAACUGUCUUGUCAUAAGUGACACACAGAUUCAAAUUCGUAUCCUUGGCAUAAUCAUGGAACAAUAACUCAAGAUGACCGGUAAACUUUAAACUACAGAUCGUAGCUCUGAAUAUGGUCAAAAUACCGUAUACAUCCAGAUGGCGCUGAUCGAUAGCCUGGAAGUAGUUUGUAUUAUGUAAAUGGCAGUGGAUUUCAAUUAAUUCAUCUUUAAUAUGAAAUAGAAGAAGUCAAUUUGUUAUAAUCAUGAACUAAAUUUUUUUUGUGUAACAUCAAAUGACAGGACGAACAAGUCAUGCGCCUG